Molecule: messenger RNA, 1114 nt
Organism: Galeopterus variegatus (Sunda flying lemur)
Lineage: Eukaryota; Metazoa; Chordata; Mammalia; Dermoptera; Cynocephalidae
Product: protein PTHB1-like
Exons: 5
Coding region: 1-714 (237 amino acids)
Biological process (GO): cilium assembly
Cellular component (GO): BBSome; membrane
Source: RefSeq, a predicted model, not a curated record
AUGGCUGUGUUUAACAACUGGCUUGUAAAAUUCUUGAAAAUCGAACGAUCAGGUCUGUCUGCAGAGCUGGUAGGAGCUGACGAAGCCAACUGCAGCGCCGCCGCUUCUCCCUGCACGCUCGGCUGGCGGUGGUGUGUUCCCCUCCAAAGUUUGUCAUUUCUGCAGGUAAUCGCUCUAGCAGAUGCAGUAGAGGAAAACCGAGACAAUCUGUUCCAGUCGUUCACCAGGCUGAAAAGUGCCACCCAUUUGGUGGUUCUGCUGAUCGGGCUGUGGCAGAAGCUUAGCACUGACCAGAUGGCCAUUCUGGAAGCGGCAUUUCUGCCGCUGCAGGAGGACACGCAAGAAUUGGGCUGGGAAGAAACAGUGGACGCUGCUGUCUCCCACCUGUUGAAGACCUGCCUGUCGAAGAGUUCGAAGGAGCAGGCUCUGAACCUCAGCAGCCAGCUGGACAUACCCAAGGACACGAGCCGCCUGAAGAAGCACAUUUCCCUGCUGUGCGACAGGCUGGCCAAGGGCGGCCGGCUCUGCGUGAGCACCGACGCCGCGGCGCCGCAGACCGUGGUCCUGCCAGGUGGCUGCACUAUGAUCCCAGAAUCGGACCUAGAGGAAAGAUCAAUAGAACAAGACUCCACGGAGCUGUUUACCAACCACAGGCACCUCAUUGCAGAGACACCCGUGCCUGAAGUUUCACCCCUCCAAGGAGUCUCAGAGUAAUCCAGGUAGAGUUGUCUGCUUGGGAGGAAAAUGCCUUCCCAAGGCUGAUCCUGCGUGGACUUCAUGCCAAGCACAGACGCGGGGCUGGUCCAGGUGCUUCACAAAGCUCAACUUCCUGGAGGUGACACUGUGCAGAGACGGGGAGCACGACUUUUCAUUUUGCCAGGAGGACUUGUGACGACCCUGGGCAAGUCAGUAGAAACUUGUCUUGCUGGGAAAGGAUGCUGCUGCCUGUGGUCAUCUGUGUGCUUAUAGUCACAGGAUGUAGUGAGAUGACAUAGUUUGGGGACAGACUUUAUAGCAGAGAUCCAGAUCCAAAAUAAUUUGAUACCCCAUUUUUUCACAGAAUUCUUAUAUAUUAAGUAUAUCAAGUUUAAUAAAGCAUUUCAUUGUCAAACAA